GAGAUAGAAACAGGAAGUGGCCGAAAUGAGUGAAGUGCAUGGAGGUGUGGAAGGGGGGGGAACUCACUCCAAAGCAGUGCUGCUCUCCUCUGCAGGGGAGAUCCUCGCCGAGACAGAUGGACCCUGCACCAAUCACUGGUUGGUUGGUGUUGAUAAGUGUGUCGAAGGCAUUAACGAUAUGGUCCAGAAGGCAAAGAUCAGUGCGGGGCUGGAUCCCAACACACCCAUUUGUUCUCUGGGCAUGUCGCUAAGUGGUGGGGAGCAGAAGCAUGCCAUUCAAAAACUGAUUGAUGAGAUGAUGGAAAGAUUUCCUAAACUAAGCAAGAGUUAUUACAUUACCACAGAUGCUAUUGGUGCCAUGGCAACAGCAAGUGACCGUGGUGGUAUAGUACUGAUCUCAGGAACUGGUUCAAACUGUAAGCUGGUGAACCCUGAUGGCAGUCAGGUAGGCUGCGGCGGAUGGGGUCACAUGAUGGGGGAUGAAGGCUCAGCAUAUUGGAUCUCUCAUCUUGCUGUAAAAGCAGUAUUUGAUGCCAAGGAUAACCUGGUCACACCUCCACAUGAUAUCACCUAUGUUAAAAAAGCCAUGGAGGACUACUUCAAGGUGUCGGAUCUGAUGGGCAUGCUCCCCCACCUGUACAGAAACUUCCAGAAAUCAUAUUUUGCUGGCUUCUGUAGAAAACUGGCUGAAGGUGCUAAUGCAGGUGAUGCCUUCUGUCGAUACGUGUUUACCCAGGCUGGUAAAGUUCUAGCACAGCACAUUGUAGCAGUGCUUCCCAAAGUGCACCAGGAGCUGUUCUUGGGUGACCUUGGCCUGCCCAUUCUGUGUGUUGGAUCUGUAUGGUUAAGCUGGGAGCUGAUGAAGGAUGGUUUCACUCAGGUCCUCUCCCAGGCCAAACUGUCUGGUUACAGCAAUUUUCAGAAGUAUAGCCUUCUCACCCUACGCCAGUCAUCUGCUGUAGGUGGUGCCAAGCUGGGAGCCCAGAAUGCAGGUGCCACCAUGCCCCUGGACUACUCCACUAGUUCCAGCGUGUUCUUCAGCCACUCAUUCACUGAGCAAUGAUCAACACUAAUGAGGACCACUCAACCCUGUUUUAAUACAUAUUUGGCUCCAGUGAAGUUCAGAACAAUCAGAAAAAUACCUUGACUUAACAUUCCUAUGUAGUAUUUCAAGUGAUCUGUAUAACGUCAUUCAGUUUACAGUGGCUCUUCAGCAGCCAUAUGCUCAUUAACCCAGUGAAAGAGAGUAGGUGUAGUUACUGGGAAUGCAAGAGUUUUUUUAUUGUUCUUUACCUUGGAAUUAGGGUCAUUUAAUGGAAAAAAAAAAAAACUUGAUUUAGUUCCACAUUUCCUUGCUCUUAUUUUGAAUAUAAAAAUGAACGUGGUUCUGAGAUGUAUCUGUCCCCUUGUGCAUGAAUUGUGAAACAUUAACUCCCGUCUUCUCAUAAAUUGAGAGGACAAGAGAAAGAGGCCUAAGCCCUGAUUAAAAAUCUUGAUUUAAAAAGCAUUAAUUAUUAAAAUUCAUGAUUAAAAAAGCAAAAUGGUGUGUUCUUGUCCAGUUUUAACUGAAAGCAUCUGUUAAAACAUCAAGUCUUUCUGUAUACCCAAAAUUAGCAGCAUUUUUUUAUUUUCUUACUGUCCCGCCCAGUCGAAAAGUGACGAAUAUUCCAACAGCAAAUUAAGAGAGAAAAACAUGCACAUGGCAGAAUGGAAAUACAUUGUAAAUGGUGUAGGUGCAUACAUUGGUCAAAAGUUGUUUUUUUUUUUUUUUUUACCUUAAUGAUGUUUAUUAUUGGAAGACUGUUCUGCUGAUGUUUGAUGUGAACAUUACCUGAAUCUCAUGAGUUAUAGCUGCUACACAAAAGACUGGACAAUUGCAUUGAAAUGAGCAAGUGUACAGCUGUUCUUAGAGUGGCUGGUGAGUGUAUAAUGUAGAGUAAAUACACACAGUAAGCUUGGGUACCCAUUAAGGACGCUACUGUGUUUUACCACAAUUUCACAAUUAUGGCAUAACCGCAUUAUGUUAGUUAUUACAUACUUCUUGAUUUUGUGUCACUUCUAUUUUUAUAUAUGACCAUGAUAUACACUGAUCAGCCAUAACCUUAAAACCACUGACAGGUGACAUGAGUAACAUUGCUUAUCUUGUUACAGUGGCACAGGUCAAGGGGUGGGAUACAUUAGGCUUAAAGUUGAUGUUGGACACAAGAAAAAUUUGCAAGCGUAAGGAUCUGAGCGACUUUGGAAAGGACCAAAUAAAAAGCAAGGCUAGACGACUGGUUUUGAGUAUCUCUAAAACAGCAGGUCUUGUCGGGUGUUCCUGGUAUGCAGUGGUUAGUACCUACCAAAAUUGGUCCAAAGGAGGACAACCGGUGAACCUGUGACAGGUUAUGGGCGCCUACGGUGCACUGAUGCGCGUGGGGAGCGACGGCUAGCCCAUCUCGUCUGAUCUCACAGAAGAGCUACUGUAGCACAAAUUGCUGAAAUAUUUAAUGUUGGCUAUGAUACAAAGGAGUCAGAACACACAGUGCAUCACUGCUUACUGCAUAUGGGACUGUGUAGCUACAGAUCGGUCAGAGUGCCCAUGCUGACCCUUAUCCACUGACGAAAGCACCUACAAUGGGCACGUGAGCAUCAGAACUGGACCGUGGAGCAACGGGAGAUCACGGCCUGGUCUGACAAAUCACUUUUUUUUUUUUUUUUUUUUUUUAA
Molecule: messenger RNA, 2709 nt
Organism: Ictalurus furcatus (blue catfish)
Lineage: Eukaryota; Metazoa; Chordata; Actinopteri; Siluriformes; Ictaluridae
Gene: nagk
Product: N-acetylglucosamine kinase
Exons: 10
Coding region: 26-1063 (345 amino acids)
Molecular function (GO): N-acetylglucosamine kinase activity
Source: RefSeq, a predicted model, not a curated record